AGGCUAACCUGGCAUUCCCCAAUCUGGUGCCCUCCAGAUGCGCUAGGACUACAACUCCCGUGGGCCACGCUGGCUGGGGUGCAUGGGAGGUGUAGUCCCACCAGAUGGGGAGGUCUGUGCAAUCUCGCGGAAAGGGAACCGUGCUUAGAAUGGCAUCGAUUGAUUUUGAUGGACUUUCUCCCAGGUAGACCCAAACGCCAAAGGCAUCAGUGCCCGCACCCAUUGGUACCUCCCACCCGUGGCAUUCAGACAAGCAGGCAUUGGGAAUGGCGUGAAUGGUCAUGCAGGAGAACUAGAGGCUGAUGCCGGCGCAGAGGUCAUAAACGUUUAUUAGCAGCAACUUUUGGUUCCCAAAAACAACGCAGUUCACCAGCAGAAUCCAAGAUGCCGCACAUAGAUACCGACGUUAAGCUGGACUUCAAGGAUGUCCUUCUGAGGCCCAAACGGAGUACUCUCAAAUCCCGGAGUGAGGUGGAUCUCGUGAGGUCCUUCACCUUCCGCAACUCCAAGCAGACCUAUACCGGGAUACCCAUAAUUGCUGCCAACAUGGAUACUGUGGGGACCUUUGAGAUGGCCAAGGUUUUGUGCAAGUUCUCACUCUUCACUGCCAUCCACAAACACUGUACUCUGGAGAAAUGGAAGGAAUUUGCGGCCCAGAACCCAGAUUGCCUGCAGAGUGUGGCUGCCAGCACUGGCACUUCAGACUUGGGGCUCCUGGAGCAAAUCUUGGAGGGUGUGCCGCAGAUCCGCUAUAUCUGUCUGGAUGUGGCCAACGGUUACUCCGAACAUUUUGUCCAGUUCUUGAGGGACCUGCGGAAACGGUUUCCUGACCACACCAUCAUGGCUGGAAAUGUGGUGACGGGGGAAAUGGUGGAGGAGCUCAUUCUGUCGGGAGCUGACAUCAUCAAAGUGGGGAUCGGAUCAGGCUCCGUUUGCACCACCCGAAAGAAGACCGGGGUGGGCUACCCUCAGCUCAGCGCAGUCAUGGAGUGUGCAGACGCUGCCCACGGUCUCGGCGGGCACGUCAUCUCGGAUGGGGGCUGCAGCUGCCCGGGUGACGUGGCCAAGGCUUUUGGCGCUGGUGCAGACUUUGUGAUGGUGGGAGGGAUGCUGGCUGGACACACCGAAUCUGGGGGAGACCUCAUUGAGAAGGGGGGCAAGCAAUACAAGCUUUUCUACGGCAUGAGCUCCGAGGCAUCCAUGAAGAAAUACGCUGGAGGAGUGGCCGAAUAUCGGGCCUCUGAAGGCAAGGUGGUGGAGGUGCCCUUUAAGGGGGACGUGGAACACACCCUGAGGGACAUCCUGGGUGGCAUCCGCUCCACCUGCACGUAUGUGGGAGCCGCCAAGCUGAAGGAGCUCAGCCGCAGGACCACCUUCAUCCGUGUCACCCAGCAAGCGAAUCCCAUCUUUGGAGGGGCGGAUCAGGCUUGAGGGUCCCCCUGCUCCCUUCCCACCAGGCUGCCGCUUUGAGCCCCGCAUACCCGCCUACCUAAUCUCAAGCUCCAAGCCAGACAGAAACGGAUUUGAUUCCUCUGUGCCAGACAAGCCAGCAACUUCCUUCAGGACAGCCACACAGUUCCUCUCUCUCUGGUUCCGGCC
Messenger RNA from Candoia aspera, 1599 nucleotides. RefSeq names its product guanosine monophosphate reductase 2 (gene GMPR2). The coding region runs from base 385 to 1431 and encodes 348 amino acids. NCBI's taxonomy places the organism in Eukaryota, Metazoa, Chordata, Lepidosauria, Squamata, Candoiidae. The transcript is spliced from 11 exons. The record is from RefSeq and is a predicted model, not a curated record. Gene Ontology annotation, cellular component: GMP reductase complex. Gene Ontology annotation, biological process: nucleotide metabolic process. Gene Ontology annotation, molecular function: GMP reductase activity.